This is a messenger RNA of Daucus carota subsp. sativus, 886 nucleotides long. Its product is annotated as allene oxide cyclase, chloroplastic. Gene Ontology annotation, biological process: jasmonic acid biosynthetic process. Gene Ontology annotation, molecular function: allene-oxide cyclase activity. The transcript has 3 exons. Bases 1 to 654 code for a protein of 217 amino acids. The record is from RefSeq and is a predicted model, not a curated record. Lineage: Eukaryota; Viridiplantae; Streptophyta; Magnoliopsida; Apiales; Apiaceae.
AUGUCCACUCACCCAUCUCCCAUAUCAAUCAUUCCCUGUACUAUCUACUUUACAAUCACAAAACAAAUAAGCUUACUUUCUCCAUCCUCAAAUUCAAUGGCUUCUCCCAGCUCAAUCUCAGUUGCACCAGUUAAAGUCCAAGAGUUGUCGGUGUAUGAAAUGAACGAGCGCGAUCGUAGCAGCCCUGCUUUCCUCAAACUCAGCCAAAAAUCUACCAACUCUUUGGGUGAUCUCGUUCCGUUCACCAACAAAAUCUACACAGGCGACCUACAGAAGCGCAUCGGAAUAACAGCAGGCCUGUGCAUCUUGAUCCAAAACGUACCCGAAAAAAAAGGUGACCGAUACGAGGCUGUCUACAGCUUUUACUUCGGAGACUACGGUCACAUAACAGUGCAGGGACAAUAUCUGACAUACGCGGACACAUAUCUGGCUGUCACCGGCGGCACCGGCAUCUUCGAAGGCGUGUCAGGUCAAGUGAAGCUGCAGCAGCUCAUUUUCCCCUUCAAGUUGUUCUACACUUUUUACUUGAAGGGCAUUCCUGAUCUGCCUCAAGAGUUGCUUGGACAGGCUGUGGCUCCGUCGCCAACUGUGGAGCCGACUGCAGCGGCGAAGGCUUGUGAGCCUGGAUCCACCAUUGCUAAUUAUACUCAGUGAAGAUCAAAUGGAGCUACGGAUGGGAAUAUGGGAUUCGGACAAGAUAUUGUAUCGACUUGUGUUGUUAAAAUUAAUGUUAUAAACGUGUUGACCGGGAACGUUAAAUUGGUGGAUCGCAGAAGAAAAUGUUGUUAUUACAGUAGUAUUUUAGUUUGAAAGAGUUUCCUGGCAACUUCAGUUUAAUAUAUUAUAGUUUCCCAUGCAAUUAAAGUUUCAAAAAUUACUUUUGGAC